Messenger RNA from Penaeus vannamei (Pacific white shrimp), 3952 nucleotides. The record is from RefSeq and is a predicted model, not a curated record. NCBI's taxonomy places the organism in Eukaryota, Metazoa, Arthropoda, Malacostraca, Decapoda, Penaeidae.
UGAUAAAGUUGGUUCCCUUGAAACGUGACCCAGAAAUCACAAGCACUUGUAAUUUUCUCGUUUGCAAGCAACAAAACUUUGUUCUUCGUGUAACAUAGAGAGAUGUAGAAGAUCGUCGUGUGUAUUUUGCUGCGUGUUGAAGAUGCAAGGUUGUAUUGCAUAGCUGUGAUGCAAGGCUGUAUUGCAUAGCUGUGACUAUUUUUAUCGUUUGUGGCUAAGAUCGAAGCUUAUAGCCAGGUAAUGAAAUUGUCACCAUGAAAUACUACGAGGGCUCAAGUACCCUGAAAUUCCCUUGGGAACAAGUUGCUCAGGGCCUGUGGCAGCGAUACCCUAAUCCAGAGAGCUUGCAUGUGUUGUCAGAGGAUACAGUAGCCAGAAAAGUUGUUGAUAAUAAACUUCAUUCCAAACGUGUCUUAACCAAAACAAACCGCAUGCCCAAGUGGGGAGAACGCUUAAUAAAUACUCGAAAUGUCAGUGUCAUUGAAGAAUCGAUAGUGGAUCCAGAAAAGAGAGAAAUAUGUACUUAUACCAGGAAUGUUGGACUGACAAAGGUGAUGACCUGUGUCGAAAAAGUAGUUUACAGACCUUGCCCAGAGAAUUCGCAGUGGACCGUGGCAGAGAGAAAAGCUUGGAUUGACUCAAAAAUAUUUGGCUUAGGAUAUGCAAUUCAGAAAUUUGGACUGGAGCGCUACAAGAAAAACAUCCAGAAGACCAACUUGGGUUUCAGCUUUGCCUUGAAUAGAUUAUUCCCUGUUGUUGAUAUCCCAGCGGAAAGCAGCCAUAACCACCACCUGACAUUAGAAGAGAGAAAACAGAGGUUGAAAGAUGCGGCUCGAGAAACAGCAAAGAGGGCGAAGGAGUUAGCUCAGGAGAAGGCUGGGCCAAUUUAUGCUGCCUGUGAAGGUGUGCGGAGCUGAAAGUGAAAGUCUGUAGACUGAAUAUUAAUAAAAGAGCUAUAUAUUUCAUGGAUUCCAUCAUGGAUAUAAGGGUUAUUUUAGAUAGGGAGCCACUGGUGCUACUACUUUGUGAUUUGGAGUGUUAGGUAUUGGGUGAUAGGAAUGACUGUGUAGUUACAUUAUGUAACUAUGAUAUCAUUGAAAACUAUGUGAGGCACAUAAACCUAAACAUGGAAAUUGUUUGCAGUUUUUGAUUUUUUUAUUAUAUAUUUUUUAUUCUCCCUUUCAUUGGUAUGCCAUUUAUGAAAAAGAAACUUUGUUCUAAAGAUUUGAUAUACAAGAUAACUUUUCAAGGAUUUCAUUUUACAACUAAAGUUGUAAGUGUUCCCAAAAGUAAAAUAUACUUGCUUUCCAAGGUUGAAUGAUCUCAGUAAUUCUAAAUCAUAUGUAUACUGACCUGGUGAAAGUGAUUGGUAGGGAAUAGUUCUUGAUUUCUUGAAAACUUAAACAGGUAGAAUUUAGGGGAAUUCUUUUUGAUUUGGAAAUUGUACCCACUAGGAACCAUUCACUAACAAUUUUUGAAGUCUUGCUAGCAUGAUGGAGCCUAUGACAGUGCAUAUGUUGGGUAGCAAGGUAGCAAGUGAGAAGAAAGAAGCCUACAAAUGACCUGGAUUAUAUGAUUGCCUCGGUACAGUGUAUAUCAUAGUGUCCAGGGGUACUAAUAAGUCUGCAUUAUCAUUCCCAUCGAACAUCAAAUGAAUCAUGUAUUGUCCUUGUAUAUAUAUUCAUAUAAAACUUUCCACAAGUCUCGCAUUCAUAGGUGUCCAUUCCUUGGAAAGGGUCAAGCACUUGGAUAGUUGGUAAUAUUCCGUCCGGAGGAAUGUGGGACUUCAAAGCUUGUUUGUUCUUGUGGGAAAUAUCACUGAUGAGAAGUGGUGAGAAUUUAUUUUUUCAUUCAUUCCAUGCAUGUUCCUUUCAGGUGUUGAUUUAUUGUCAUCGAUUGUCAAGGUUUUGAAAUAACAUUCUCACUCCUUCAUACAUUAUGAAUAGGUCCAUAUCACAGGAAACUUUCACUUCAAAAGAAAAAUUGAUUUAACUUUUUAAGGCCUUUCACUGACAUAUACAUGCAUAUGCACUCUAACAGUGCUGGUCUACUUUGUGCUGUAAGUCUUUGUGAAAAUUUUAAGCUAUGUUGACCUGUGAAUCAAGUCAUUGACCAAGGGAAUGUAUAUAGUGAUAACCAUUUCUACAUUCUUUGCUCCAAGGGGAUUCAUAUUGGAAGACUCUGCAUAGGAUCAUAUUUAAAUCCUCCUGGCCAAGGGAGAGGACAAAAUAAGCCAUGCAGGCAAUACCCUCACCUGAGUGAGAUGAGUGUGGAAUACUGCCCUUUCUCAUACAAUACAUCAUUCUGAAUGUUGAUACAAAGAAACGGUGUAUGAGACAUUAUCUUUGGGUUGUCAGUGUUCUAGAUUGUCCUGCUCAUUUUUUGUGGGUUAACACCAUCUUGUCUAGGUCUUUGUUACAUUUCUUCAGAUUUUUGUUGUUGGAUGAUUAGUAAUGUCUUUUUGUGAUAUAGAAUUUGUGUUCUUGGUAAUUUCUUCUCUGUUGUUUUUAUCUUCUUCUUUUUUUGAGAAAAAAACAUGUAUAUAACCAGUCUUCUAAAAAAAAAAUCAAAUAGUAGUUAUAUUAACCCUGAUUAUAACUUAUAAAGAUAUUGAAGAAAAUUUACCUUAUUUUUUUUAGACUCAUCCUUAACAAAACCCUUUACUGUACAUUUUUACGUCUUGUGAUUGAAGUUUUUGUACUUUGUAUGAAUGAAGUAAUAUCCAAGCACUGAUAUUAUAUUUCAGUUUGUUACAAUAAUAUCUCUCCAUCAAUGCAAUAUAAAGAUUCAUUCCAAGGUGUUUAGAAGACCAAUAUAUGUUUACAGAUGAAGGAUGUUGUCAAUGCUCAAUGAUCUUGAUUUUAUAAUGAAAGGAGUGUGAAGUGCAUUCCAGUUCACUUCAUGUAAUCAUUUGAAAUGUGCACAUUGAAUAGUGGUUCACAUAACUUUCGAGUGGACAGGUGUUUUAUAGCAAGGAGUAUCUUCUGCAUGAAACACCAGUUAAAAAAAAGAAAAGCAAAGGGCAAAGAUUUCCUUCACAUAUGGUAUGUUUAAAAUGAUUUUUGAUAAACUUGAAUCUGUAUUUUGUGUGACAGCGUAACUCUUUCAUUAAAAUAAGGGAAGAUGUAGUCAUCAACAGUGAAAACAGUAGUUGCUAUUUUUUAUGCUUUAUAGAUUCCUUUUAGUUUAUAGAAAAGAGUUUUAUAAAAAAAAAAUGAAUUUGCACCUAAUCACAAAUGUUAAUGAGAGGAUCUAGCAUAGUAGCUAAAUUAUUUAGCUAAAAUACUAGAAGUGCAGAUUGCUUUGCUUAAAAUAACCCCAUGGUGCUUUUUAUUUUGAAAUUAUAUUUAAAUACUAAGUGACAGCAAUGGUAGAGAACAAUAGGAAUGUGUAAAACUAAAUAUCUGCAAAAUUUGCAUAAUCUGUUUUGAGAAACCCUUCUCUUUUAGCAUUACUUCAGCCUUGUAUCUAUUUUUUUUUAGAUACUAUUAUUUGUUGUUUCCGACCAUAUAUAUAUGUGCGUUAUAUCCACAAAAUAGUUUCCAAAGGAUAUAACUAGUUUUAGGAUAUGUCACAUGUAUAUUUUUAUCCAACUGCUCUGCUUUGUGCUAAAUUCUAUGUUCAUUGCAACUUUCUUCAAGGGCAUCUUUUUGACAGUUAUAUUUGUGUUGAUUAUGUUAUUUGACAUUUUUGUUUGGUGCAUAACUGGUUUAGAGGUAUAAUACUGAUUGUACUGAAGUUGAUGGUCUAACUAACCAAUACCUUUUGUAGCAACCUAGGGUGCUUGGUGUAGAAAUUGUCAGCUCGUCUGAUGAACAUUACACUCACAUCUAUAGUUGUAGAACUUUCUAUAGGCUAAGUGAGUGUCCAUGUUCUUAUAAUAAUUAGUGAUCAGUAAAACCAGCAGAAAGAUAUUGGAAUAGUAUCAAUAAAGAAAAUUUAGAGAAAUUCA